AUGUGUGGCAGGCUCCUUCCACUGCGCACCAUUUGGUGGCAUGAUAUAGAUAACAGCUAGUAAUUAGGAAGUUGGCGUUACAAGAACAAGAACAAAACCCCACUCACUCAAUGCACAUAAUAAUACAAUAAUUUCUUAGGGAGUGAAUGGCGAACUUGCCCCAAUCCAUCUCCACAAGCGGCGCGACGUCGUUUGGAGCUUCUUCUGCCACCGCCAAGGAUCGCAGCAGGAUAGCGUCUGUGGAACACCUCGUUCUCCAACUCAACAACCCCGAUCUCCGAGAAAACGCUCUCCAUGAACUCUCCAAGAAGAGAGAGUUAUUUCAGGAUCUUGCUCCAUUAUUGUGGAAUUCUUUUGGUACCAUGUCAGCACUUUUACAGGAAAUAGUUUCAAUAUUCCCUGUUAUUUCACCUCCAAACCUUACUCCAGCACAAUCAACUCGAGUGUGCAAUGCUCUUGCUCUUUUUCAGUGUGUGGCAUCUCACCUUGAUACAAGGAUGCAAUUCCUCCAUGCUCAUAUACCUCUAUAUCUGUAUCCCUUCCUUAAUACAACCAGUAAGUCCAGACCAUUUGAGUAUUUGAGGCUUACCAGUCUUGGAGUCAUUGGUGCCUUAGUGAAGGUUGAUGAUACAAAAGUUAUAAGUUUCCUUCUUUCAACAGAGAUUAUUCCGUUGUGCCUGCGCAGUAUGGAAAUGGGCAGUGAAUUGUCAAAAACUGUUGCAACCUUUAUAGUUCAAAAAAUUCUGUUGGACGAAAUUGGUUUGAAAUAUAUUUGUACUACAGCAGAGCGCUUUUAUGCAGUAGCUCAAGUUUUGGGAAACAUGGUGGAAACUCUUGUUGAGCAACCUUCAAGUCGUCUUUUGAAGCACAUUAUUCGUUGUUAUCUUCGUCUGUCAGAUAAUCAGAGUGCUUGCAAGGCAUUAAGAACCUGUCUUCCAGACAUGUUAAGAGAUGCUACAUUCAGUAAUUGCCUUCGUGAAGACCCAACAGCUAGGAUGUGGCUACAGCAGUUGCUUCAUAAUAUUGGAGACAAUCGGGUUCCUGCACUACAAGGUGGAGGAGGAUUCGAUCGUAUGAUGGGGUCGUGAGAACAAAGACUUGCUACUUUGUGAAAAUUAUCAACUAGCUACAUACAUAAAAUAGGAUUUUCAGUUGGGCAUGUAUUGAGAAUGAAGAAUUGAAUGGGAAGGGAACUAUCUUUCCGUAAGAUGUUAAGAGUGAAGUAUACAUGAGAAUAGUGACCUCUUAAUUGAAUACAAAUAUUAAAA
This is a messenger RNA of Glycine soja, 1268 nucleotides long. RefSeq names its product CCR4-NOT transcription complex subunit 9-like. Bases 147 to 1088 code for a protein of 313 amino acids. Gene Ontology annotation, cellular component: P-body; CCR4-NOT core complex; CCR4-NOT complex. The record is from RefSeq and is a predicted model, not a curated record. Gene Ontology annotation, biological process: negative regulation of translation; mRNA catabolic process. The transcript has 9 exons. Lineage: Eukaryota; Viridiplantae; Streptophyta; Magnoliopsida; Fabales; Fabaceae.